GGAUGAAGUGAGAGCAGCUGAGAGAGGAACAGGACGAUGUCUUAAUGAGCUUCACACAGUAACGGUCUCCUGGAGGUUCUUCUUGUUUCUAGGAGAUUAACAUCCUCACUUCACCUCAUUAUGCUGCCGGCUCUGCUUCUGGCUCUGAGUCUUUGCUCCGACGUUCGCUCCUCCGAUCCGUCAUCGAUAACAAUCCAGUACCGUGUUUGGGAGGAGCAGCCGACGGGAACCCGGGUUGGCCGUCUGGUGGACGACCUCCGGCAGCGGGACGAAGGCGGCGGUCCUCUGGAGGAUUUCCAGGUGGUGGAGCACGGGAAAGCCCUUCCCUUCUCAGUCAGCGGUCGAGACGGGGUCGUCUCCACCCAGGGCCGGCUGGACCGGGAGGAUCUGUGCCGCGGCUCGGACCUGUGCGAGCUGGCCUUUAGCGUCCUCUACAGGAGGAGCGGCGCCGUCAACUUCCUGCGGGUCCGCGUGGAGGUGAUGGACCUGAACGACCACACUCCCGGCUUCCCCGGCACGCUGCAGGAAGUGGAGAUCUCGGAGACAGCCGGCAUCAGGAUGCGGAUCCCUUUGGACCGGGCCGUGGACCCCGACGCUGGACCGAACGGCCUCCAGACGUACUCGCUGUCCGUCAACCAACACUUUGCUCUGGAUGUGACGGUCGCGCCCGGUGGCACCAAACAGGCCGAGCUGGUGGUGAUCAAAGAACUGGACAGGGAGGUUCAGGCCACGUUUGAUCUCACCCUGGUGGCGUGGGACAAAGGGAACCCCCCCAGGUCUGGGAGCACAUUAGUCCGCGUUAACGUUCAGGACUCGAAUGAUAACAGCCCCACGUUUGAGGACAGCACCCCCAGCGUGGAGCUUUCUGAGGAUACGGCACGUGGGACAACCAUAAUCCACCUCAAGGCCACUGACCCGGACCAAGGUGCCAACGGGGAGGUUGAGUAUUCGCUCAGUAAGCACACGCGUCCAGAGGUUCAUAAACUGUUCCAUGUGGAUCCGCAAACCGGAGCUGUGAGUCUCAAAGCGCCGCUGGACCACGAGGCCCAAGCCUCCUAUGAGGUGAUCCUACAGGCCCGGGAUCGCGGGCCCAAUGCCAUCCCCACACACUGCAAACUGCACGUCAAGCUCAGAGACGUCAACGAUAACGCGCCCAGGAUACACAUGACCUGGACGCCACCCAACUCCCCCGUGGCGACUGUGCUGGAGGGAGCACCGGAGGACACCUUCCUGGCCCUGGUGAUGGUCUCCGAUGCGGAUUCGGGAGAAAACGGCAAAGUGAGAGCUUACAUUCAGCCAGAAUCUGGCCCUUUUCGCCUGAAAAGGAUCCACGGCGACAACUACAUGAUCGUUACCAACGGCAGCCUGGAUCGAGAGAAGGUUAUGCGGUACAACAUCUCGCUGCUGGCCCAGGAUUACGGAGACCCCCCACUGUCCUGUGUCAAACACCUGCCGGUCCACGUUCUGGACGAGAACGACAACGCCCCGGUGUUCUCCACCUCCCUCUACAAGGCCUCCUUCGAGGAAAAUAACAUGGCGGGCUACCACGUUCUCAAAGUCGAAGCCCACGACGUCGACCUGGAGUUCAGCGGACGAGUGUCCUACUUCAUACGGAGCCCCAACGAAGUGGAAACCGACACCCGGUCUUUCUCUGUCCACCCGACCAGUGGCGUCAUCAGCGUCCAGCGUCCUCUGGACUACGAGGAGUCCUACGCCUACUCCUUCACGGUGGAGGCCGUCGACCAGGGUCACCCUCCUCUCACCGGCACGGCCUCAGUGCAAAUCGACGUUCGGGACGUGAACGACAACCACCCCAUCAUCAAGGAGCCGAAACCCAGAAAGGGCGUGGCCUCUCUGAGCAUACCCGUCAAUACAGACAAGGGGGAGAUUGUGACGGAGCUCGGGAAGGACAUCGACGAGGGAUCCACCUCUCUGACGAUCAAUCGCCCGGUCAGAGACGGACUCGGAUUCCUUGCGUCCACCUUAAAAGCUGAAGAUCCAGAUUCGGGGCUGAACGGACAACUCAGCUACCUCAUCGCCGACGGGAACGUGGACGAACUGUUCUGGUUGGAUCGGGCGACGGGCCAGCUGUUUGUGAACACCACCAACGCCACCGAGCUCGUUGGGAAAACCUUUAAGGUGAACGUAGCCGUGUCCGACAUGGGGAGUCCCAGCUUGGCCACCGAGGCCACUCUGGAGGUGACUUUUAUCAACCUCAAGGACCAUUUGAAGAACUCGUCGCCCGGUAACCGCGGGCAGCUCAGCUUCACCAUGAUGAUGGCCGUCUGCCUGGGGGCGACCUGCCUGUUGCUGCUGUUUGCCGUCGCUUUGGUGACGACGUUCUGCCGCCUGGAGAAACGGGACGACCGGGCGUACAACUGCCGGCAGGCGGAGUCCACUUACGACUGCCACCCGCGACGCCCGCAGAAGAACAUCAGGAAGUCCGACAUCCAGCUGAUUCCCGUCAUCAGAGGGCGGAAGGAGGAGCCUCCUGAGGACGACGGCAGUGAAGCCCGGCUUCUGGCUCCGCCCCCGAUGGCGUCGGACGACGAACAAACCGAGAGGCAGUACACGUUGAUGCCAUCGGUCAUGAACACAAGCUUCCAUUCCCAAGGAUACCCAGAAGGGGACGCCACCCACCACUGCAGAACUCUACGGAAACCCGGAAACAUCGAACUGGACGCCGCGUCGCACCGGAAUCUCUGCAAAGCCAGGAACCCUUCGUCGUCGUCCUCUUCGGCCUCGCAUUCGAGCACCUUGAGGCGCAAGGCGACCGCCAGAGGGGAGGAGAGGACGGAGCCGGCGAGCUCGAUGGCGUCCCAGGCGACUCUGAGGAGGCCGAGGACCUCGGAGGGACGAGGGGGAAUCAACACAGAACACCAGCAGAUACUCAGAAACCUGGUGCGACUGUCAAUGGCUGCGUUCGGGGACGCCAUCGAGCUUUCCUCAGCUUCACCUGAAGUGCAGGUGAGUCGUUGUUUGUCAUGA
This is a messenger RNA of Anarrhichthys ocellatus (wolf-eel), 2988 nucleotides long. RefSeq names its product protocadherin 12 (gene pcdh12). Gene Ontology annotation, molecular function: calcium ion binding. Gene Ontology annotation, cellular component: plasma membrane. The transcript is spliced from 2 exons. The record is from RefSeq and is a predicted model, not a curated record. Gene Ontology annotation, biological process: homophilic cell-cell adhesion. Lineage: Eukaryota; Metazoa; Chordata; Actinopteri; Perciformes; Anarhichadidae. The coding region runs from base 121 to 2988 and encodes 955 amino acids.